Colletotrichum truncatum is the source of this 2415-nucleotide messenger RNA. Its product is annotated as saga-like transcriptional regulatory complex subunit spt3. Gene Ontology annotation, biological process: transcription by RNA polymerase II. The record is from RefSeq and is a predicted model, not a curated record. Gene Ontology annotation, cellular component: SAGA complex. Gene Ontology annotation, molecular function: transcription coregulator activity; protein heterodimerization activity. NCBI's taxonomy places the organism in Eukaryota, Fungi, Ascomycota, Sordariomycetes, Glomerellales, Glomerellaceae.
AUGGGCUCUUUCUUGAAAUUCCGGCGCCUUCUGGUUUCUAUCUGGGAAUAUGUCAAUAGUAAGGCUAGAUCAAACACCAGCAGCCGACAAUAUCUGAAAAGCGAUCGAUCAAUCAUCAUGGAGCGUCAAUCGCCUUUUGGCUCCCCUGACGAUCGACCGGAUGUUGGGUGCCAUUUAAGAGAUCUCAUUGGAAGUCUCAAAAUGGUUGUCGGAAUCAUCGAGCAGCUGACUAGCGAAGAUGACGACAGCGACUUCGACGUUUCCAUGGAAAAGCCCAAGAGCCGUCGUCCUUCCAGAGCUGCCAAGGCAGUUGCUGCGCGCGUACAGCGCGAAGCCAAGGAGCUCUUCCAGUCCGCCUUUGACCAAGCUGUUGGUGUUGUUCACCCAUCUGGCUACAAAUCCAUAUACGAUAUCCCAGUAACUACAGAAGAGCGUGCUUUUCUUCGGAAGACCAAGGGCAAGCGCUCUGGGACGCCUAAGCAGAAUAACACGCUCCCCACUGCCUUGCCCAAGCCGAAGAAUGGCCAAAAAAUACUACAUGGAUUUUACGAUCGACUUGCUGACGUCCUGAAAAAGAUGAUGUACGUCUCUGGCGAAACUGCUGAGCCAUCUGUUGAAACCACAAGCAUGAUCGAAGACAUCGUUCGUCAGCAGGUCAUUGAGCUGCUCAGAAACUGCACCGACUUGGCGGCCCGUCGCGGCUCUCGGUCUAUCACCAUUAAUGAUCUCAUUUUCCAGAUCCGUCACGAUCAAGCCAAGGUCUCCCGUCUUCGCACAUUCUUGUCAUGGAAAGAUGUCAGAAAGAACGUGAAGGACUCGGACGACAAGGGAGGUGAGGCUGAUCUUGGUGCCGGCGAAGAUCCCGUUGGCGGAGUGGUUCCAGGAGGUCCAGUCGAUGAUGCUGCCAAGAAGAACAAAAAGGCCAAAGUCGGCCUUCCCUGGGAGCCCUCCUCGUUCUACAGUCAGGAGGUCCCUGAACGCGACGAUGAAGAGGACGAAGAAGAGGAGGAGAUGAACUUCAUCACUCUGCAGCGUCUCCGCAAGGCCGAUGAGCGUACCAAGGCCAUGACUAAGGAGGAGUACGUGACUUGGUCUGAGUAUCGUCAAGCGUCAUUCACGUACCGCAAGGGCAAGCGGUUCCGCGAGUGGGCCGGUUUCGGCAUUGUCACAGACAGCAAGCCUUCCGAUGAUAUUGUCGACAUCCUUGGCUUCUUGACUUUUGAGAUGGUUCAGACCCUUACCGAACACGCGCUCAAGGUCAAGGAGCAGGAGGACUUAUUUAAGGCAUUGAAUGGAGGUGAUAAUGCAGGCUCAAAAAAGCGCAAAGUAGCGACUGGUCUUUUCGAUCCCCCCAGCGAAGGUAGAAGCCCAAUUGAGCCGCGCCAUGUUCAAGAGGCCUUCAGACGCCUGCAGCAGCGCCCCAAGAAGACACGAGCCAUGCUCAAUGGCACGAGACUGCCUCAGCAUACCGCUCUUAACAUUUCCCCUGGUCCCCUAAUUUUCGACGAGCGCAACACCAUGGCACCUCCAGCAAAUGUCGUAACAAAGCUCAAGGUCCAGCUGAAGCUGGCCAUCGCACGCCUGCGCAUGGUUCAACAGCGCGAUGAUCAGAUGUCCAAGACUCAACGACGCGCAAUGGCGCAACUACUCGAGGUGGGCAAAAUCGAUUCAGCACGCAUCCGCGUUGAGAACAUCAUUCGAUCCGACAUUACGACCGAGCUGCAUGAGAUAUUGGAGCUGUACUGUGAGCUGUUGAUCGCACGUGCAGGACUACUCGAGGGCUCUACGUGCGACCCAGGCCUGGAAGAGGCGGUCAAGAGCAUCAUCUACGCGGCGCCCAAGACAGAGAUCAAGGAGCUGCAGGUCGUGCGGACGCUUCUGGGCGAGAAAUACGGCAAGGAGUUUGUAAUGACGGCCAUGGAGAACUCCGAUGGGAAGGUCUCGGAUAAGGUGGUAAAGAAGCUAAGUGUCACGCCGCCGAAAGAGGAGCUUGUUAUCGGUUAUUUGGAGGAGAUUGCCAAGGCGUACAACGUCGACUGGCCGAAGCGGCCCUUAGCGGAGGACCCUCCUGAGCUGCUGGAUGACGAUGAGGAUGAUAACCCGAGCGGUGGUAUCGGCGUAAGGAUACCUGGUGGUCCGCUAGGCACCCCCUCCAAAGCGGCCAAGGAACAGGAGGAGCUUAGCAAGGCGACACCGCCGAGGACAAUUGGGGGCCCUAGCAGCCCGUUGACUGUCACUCCACCAAGGAUGACGACGGAUAAUAUUCACCCAAAGGUGACACUCAAUUCUCUGGAGCUGAAGCCGAACAGCAAGAUGAAUGCGGCGGCACAGAAGAAGUCGGAUGGCAAGGGACCUGGGGGCAAUGUGCCUGAUAUUACUGAGUUGGAAAGAAGAUUUGCAGCUUUGAAGAGAUAA